Molecule: messenger RNA, 957 nt
Organism: Cyprinodon variegatus (sheepshead minnow)
Lineage: Eukaryota; Metazoa; Chordata; Actinopteri; Cyprinodontiformes; Cyprinodontidae
Gene: percc1
Exons: 2
Coding region: 115-933 (272 amino acids)
Source: RefSeq, a predicted model, not a curated record
UGGACUACUGAAGCUCAUCACCUCACAAAGAGGCCAUUCAUCUGUGACCCAGAUCUUCUCUUCUAGGAGUCAGACUGAACACAGAGAAAUCCAGUCAGGAGGUUAAAAGGGGACAUGGCCACAGGGGUCAUCAGGAACUUUCACAUCCAAGCAACGUCUCAGACCUACUUCUCUGCUUUCUUGGACUCUCCAUGCAAAAAAGACAAUGGGCAUCCCAUAAAGGAGACGCAACAGGAACGAGAAGAUGAAGAAGAUCAAGAGGAAGACGAGGAAGAUGAAGAAGAAGAAUGUCUUGAUCAGUUCAUUUUGAGUCCCGCUCAGAAUGCUCUGGAUGUGACCAAUCAGCUGCUGCGGUUUGCUGACCUCAUCAGCCGUGAUGUUCAGCGGUAUUUUGGCCGUUGCUCUGAAGAUCGAGAAGCUUGUGACAUAUACGAUGACUCUGUCUCCAUGGUGACCAGUGGCCGUCUGCGUUACUACGACGAUCUGCUGAGGAUUGCAGGUGCAGGAGCCCCAGAGGAUCAGGUGAAGGCUCCAAACAGUAAUCAAGGACUCAACGUUUUAAAGGGCAGCAGCGGGUUGGGGCCCCUGGCUGAACUGUUCAACCUCAGGGGCCUGAGUCAGGUCAGGGGCCAGCCAAUGAUCAACAGACACCUCCCGCUCAGUUUCUGGACUGAGCCAGUCCCUCGCUGCCCUCUGGUUGGCCUCAGCAGCACACCUGACAUCCUGCAUACAAAUAGUAGUACACCUGGACAGGCAGAGAGCAGCAGACAAAUGCAUUACAACCCAGUAACCCACCACAGCAUCUCCGACACUGAGCCAGACUUUAGCGACCUGCUGGCUUACUGGGAUCCAAACCCAGAGUUUACCCACACACUGAUGGAGGACCCGCAUGCAGAAAUAAACACACAGCAGCUGCCUGAAGCUGACAUCUGAUUGGCUCGGGUCAUGACCUUUGCA